AUGGGAUCUGGUAAACUUGAAAACUGUGGCAUGUCAACAGACAAGGAAAAGCUGAGCCAUUUGUUGCAGCAGAUUACUCAGUUGUUGCAACAAUUUACUCAGUUGUUUGAUUUUUACCGACAAGAUGGGAAAUUUGUUGCAAUAGAUGGGAAAUCUGUUGCAACAUCUGCAACAACUGUUUUUUAUUUAUUACCAACAGAUUUGAAAUCAGUUGCAACAGAUUUUCUAUCAAGUUUUGCAGACAAUCCAGAGCUUUGUGGGGAUGGAUGUGAGGAUUCUUGGAUAUGGAAUGAUUUUUCUUCAUUCAUCCAAGGUUUUGUGAUUGGUUGGGUACUUUUCUCUGCAUAUUGUUUAGCCCUUCUCUUGUUUCAAUUUCCAAGCAAGACUAUCAACAAGAUAGUCUCAUUGAACAAAUGGAAGCUAAGGAGGACAAAGGAAAAUUUAAAUUCAGGAAGUGAAGAGGAAUUAAACAGCCACCUGAAGAUAUUAAAGCUGGAGAAGUUUGCUAUGCGAAUGAGUUACAUGGAGCUGGCAAGAGCAACUUGUGCUUUUAGUGAAGAACAUUUAGUAGGAAAUGGAAUGUUGGGGAAAAUGUACAAAGCAAUUCUUGCAAAUGGCUGGACAGUUGCCAUCAAGAAGCUGAAUGAAUGUGAGAAUUUGGAGGACGAUUUUGUCUCUGAGAUAACAACUCUUGGUGGUCUGAAGCACCGGAAUCUAUUGCCUCUUAUAGGAUUCUGUGUCGAAAUGGAAGAAAGAUUUCUUGUUUACAAAUACAUGCCUAACGGGAAUCUUCAUCAAUGGCUGCACCUGAACGAAAAUAAGGCCAAUGUCUUGGAUUUCUCUCUGAGGGUACAAAUUGCAGAACGGAUAGCAAAAGGCCUGGCUUGGCUUCAUUAUGGAUAUAAAUCACAUGUUACACACGGAAACAUAAGCACACGAUGUAUCUUGCUUGAUCAAAAUUUUGAACCGAAAAUAUUCAACUUUUGGGUAGCAAGAAUUUGGAGUAAGAAUGACACUGUAAGUUGGAGUCUUUUCCCGCUAGCUGAAUAUUCAAGUAUAGGCUCUUACAAGCAAGAUGUCUACUGCUUCGGUAUCGUGCUUCUUGAGCUUGUAACUGGGAAGGAACCACAUGAACUUACCAGCUCAAGAAAUCUAUUUGAUCACUCACCUUGUCUUCUUGAUGCAGAUAAAGAUUUGCUCGGGAAAGGAAUCAACGAUUUGAUCCUCAAAUUUCUAGAGUUAGCUUGUGACUGUGUGAAGUUCUUUCCUAAUGAAAGGCCAACAAUGCUGGAAGUUCAUGAUACACUCAAAGCAAUUUCUCAGGGUCGAAGCGACUAG
This is a messenger RNA of Lycium barbarum (goji berry), 1338 nucleotides long. RefSeq names its product probably inactive leucine-rich repeat receptor-like protein kinase At5g48380. Gene Ontology annotation, molecular function: protein kinase activity; ATP binding. Lineage: Eukaryota; Viridiplantae; Streptophyta; Magnoliopsida; Solanales; Solanaceae. The transcript has 5 exons. Gene Ontology annotation, biological process: protein phosphorylation. The record is from RefSeq and is a predicted model, not a curated record. Bases 1 to 1338 code for a protein of 445 amino acids.